Messenger RNA from Mustela lutreola (European mink), 2472 nucleotides. Its product is annotated as NUT family member 2G-like. Bases 196 to 2358 code for a protein of 720 amino acids. The record is from RefSeq and is a predicted model, not a curated record. Lineage: Eukaryota; Metazoa; Chordata; Mammalia; Carnivora; Mustelidae. The transcript has 8 exons.
GAGAAACGAAGAGCGUACAUUUACUUUUGAGGCACAAUGCCAUCUCUCCAAAGAUCUAAAGGACAAAGAUUCAAACUUUCCUGGCCUUGGCUUGGGUCUUGAGUGUCUCGCCUGCAGCAGCUCACCGUGUGGGGCCCGGACCUGACUUUUGUCACUGUGGAGGCUGCCAGGCGGCAGCGUCCUCUGCCUGUGCGGAUGGCUUUCCAAGGAGCAUCUGCAGUGCUGGGACGCCAUGUGGCCACGGACCCGGGAGCCUCCCUGUCUGCUUUCAUGGCACGGCCCUUCCCCCCACCCACUGCCGACGCCCCCCACCGGCCACUCUGGGGGCAGCACCCGCCGCCCCUCCUGACCCAGCCAUUCCCUCCUGGUGGCCCCCUGGUGCUGCCAGCUUUCUCCAGGACUCCGCUGGUGGCAGGAGAGGCUGGCCUUGGCCCUAAUGGGACUGGGACCUGCAAUGUCACUGUGCAGGUCAGGUCAGAACAGGGGUGCUCUCUGACCCCCCAGACUCAGACCAUCGUCCUCACUCCAGCCCCCCUCAGCUGGAGUGCUCCAGGGGCCCUCGGUGGGGGUGCUGCGUGUCCCGCACCCAUCUUCGUGACAGCCUCUGCGGUGGAGACCAGCAUGCCUGCCUCGGCCCGUGGGGGCUCCCAGGCCGGCAAGGGAGGCUUGGCCCCAAGCCUUCCACCUCCGGCUCAGCCCCCAGUCGCGCAGCUGACCACCGUCGUGCCCCCAGUCAACGCCUGGCCACAGCCUCACGGAGCUUCCAGGAGCCGGAACACGGCCUCACCCCAGGACUCCUGUAACCCCAAGAGUGUUUACGAGAACUUCAGGCGCUGGCAGCGCUUCAAGUCGCUGGCCCGGAGGCACCUCCCGCACAGCCCCGACGCAGAAGCUCUCUCCUGCUUUCUCAUCCCGGUGCUACGGACCCUGGCGCGCCUGAAGCCCAAGAUGACGCUGGAAGAGGGAGUGCGGCGGGCCGUGCAGGAGUGGCAGAGCAAAAGCAACUUUGACCGCUUGAUCUACUACGAGAUGGCGGGAAAGUUCAUGGAAUUCGAGAUGGAGGAGGAGAUGCAGAUGCGGAAGUUACAGUGGGUGAAGGUGGCCCAGGGCCUGCCUCCCCCAGCGCCCCCGAAGCCUGAACGGCGGGGGACCCCAGCCGCGGAAGCGGGCCCGCAGCCAGCGUGCGUUCCCAGGAAGGCGGGUUCCAGGGCCCAGCCCUCCCGCCUGCAGCCACACCGACCCCCGCGGCGCCGGCAGACCAAGGCGCCCAAGGAGAUCCCUGCAGAGGCUGUGAGAGAGUACGUGGACAUCAUGGAGGGGCUGCUGGGGCCUGGCCGCUCAGCCCCGGGGGGCCCGGCAGGUGAAUGGGGAGAGGACGGAAAGGAGCCACAGCAGGACGAGGCCGCGACCUCCCCGGACCCGGGUCUCCUGAGCUACAUUGACGAGCUGUGUUCCCAGGAAGACUUCAUCACCAAGGUGGAGGCAGUCAUCCACCCCAGCUUCCUGGCGGAAUUGCUGUCCUCGGAACCACAGCUGGACCUCCUGGCCCUGGCUGAGAAACUGGAGCAGGAGGAAGGGCUCAGCCCCGCAGAGCUGGUGGAGAAAAGACUGGCGGCCUUGAAUACGGAGGAGGGUGUGCAGGCACCGCCACGUCUCUGCGCGGCCCGGUCGGGCCCCAGUGCUGAGCACGAGACCGGUCCCGGGAUGGGGCUGGGGGUCAGCGACAAAGCCUGCCCAGCAGACACCGACGGCCAAGACCUUCAGAGGCAUGGCCGAGCACAGAAACAAUUGUCGGGGCCCGGAGCCUUUGCUCUCUGUCCCGGACGACAGGAGGCCCCUGCACCCAGGGCCCGACGGGUCCCCGCCCCUCCGGAGGGGCAAAGGUGUGCCGCCCCUGGACCGGGCCCCAGAGAUGCCCCGCUUCUCAGAGAGGCCCCUCCUGCUAGGGACACUCGAGGGCUGGUGGAUGGGUCCAGUGAGGACGAGGAGGAGCUCCCCAGCCUGGCCUUCCUCCUGGCCUCUCAGCACAGGCUGCUGCCCUGGAGGCUCUCCCAGAGUCCCGCUCCUGCCUCAGUCAUCCCCAGCCCUGGCGGUUGGGGGCCGCAGGGGGCUCCACGGGCCCCCUCUCCUCAGAGAAUAGGCCUCGGUCCGGCCACCGCCCCAGCUACAAAGUCCAGGAAGCGGGCUCUGUGUGAGGGUCCUGCCUCUGUGGCAAAGAUGCCCCUGCCUGGGGCCAACCUCAGGGUGUCUGGGAGGCCGGCCUUGGCUGUGGGGCUGGUUCACCCCUCACAGCCUGCAAAGAGAAGGCGUGACUCCUUGGUCACAGGGAGGAGAAGGAAGCGUCACUGCAGCCAGUAGGGAGAAGUGGGCCUGCGCUCCAGGGCCGGCACACCCCGGGGCCCCCCAAGGAGCCUAGGGGGUCCUUCUCAACCUGGUGCUGAUCCUGGCUGUGGGAGGGAGGGGGGGGAGGGA